AUGUUUGCAAGACUCACCUGCACGAGGGCCAAUAAGGUUACAGUAUGGUAUCAACGUGAUCAAAACGUUCCAACGAAAAUCAAAAUAAAUUCUGAUUCAGAUAUCGAUGAUUUAAAAGAAGCUAUUUUUGGUGCAACUAAUAAAGGACAAUAUCAGGCGACGUACAAGGCCAAAACAUUGAAACCAUCGGCGAGUGUACCAUGGAAUACAACUGACGAUAUGCUAGUUGUGUUUACUAAAAUUGGUUAUAUACUGCCUCCACCAGAUUCGUCUCGAUCAAACCGUCCUACAAUUCGUACAGUAGCUAGACCAAUGAAUCCAAUAACAACAAAUCAAAUUCCGACUCCGACUCCGAAAAAUAUUUUUUACGAUUUCGAUGCCAGCUUCGACUCCGAAAAUUUUCAUGUAAUCAUUCCGAUUCGGACUCCGUCGAAGUCGAAGUGGGAAUCGGGUUUCGGAAGGCAGCGCAGUUCUCUAACAGCAACUAUUCCAAAGAAUCCAAUAACAACAAAUCAUUCUACAAUUUAUACAACAAUUAUACCAAAGAAUCCAACAACAACAACAAAUUAUCCUACAAUUAGUACAGCAACUAUACCAAAGAAUCCAAUAACAACAAAUCAUCCUACAAUUUAUACAACAAUUAUUCCAAAGAAUCCAAUAACAACAAAUCAAAUAUCAACUCAAUCUCAAAUAAAUCAAAAUUAUCAAAGAUAUGAAAAUCGUAGUAAAUCCUGCAAUAAUCGUUUGUUAAGUAGCCAAGAUAUCAGUCGUUCAACAAAACUUUCCCCAAAAGUGGAGUUACAAGCAAAUCCUAUUAGAUCAGCAAUGAUACAACCGAAAAUUAAUCGUCAAGUGAAUCAAAAGAGUCAAAUUCUUAAAGUAGAUAAUACUGAUCCAAAUGCUGGUAUCAACCAGAACAAUACAGAGGAAUCGAAACGUAAACAAGCAGUGAUUCGCGAUGCUCAUGAACAAAGGAUACGACGUCAACAAAGUAAAAUGGGUCAAAUAGCACGUAUUAAUACUGAUCCAAAUGCUGGUAUCAACCAGAAAAUUGCAGAGGAAUUGAAACGUGAACAAGCAGUGAUUCGCGAUGCUCGUGAAGAAGGGAUACGACGUCAACAAAGUAAAAUGGGUCAAAUAGCACGUAUUAAUAGUGGUGGAACAGAUGGAGUAUUACGAUGGCAAGUUUAUUAA
This is a messenger RNA of Adineta steineri, 1194 nucleotides long. The record is from the annotation of a GenBank genome assembly. Lineage: Eukaryota; Metazoa; Rotifera; Eurotatoria; Adinetida; Adinetidae.